Molecule: messenger RNA, 333 nt
Organism: Solanum verrucosum
Lineage: Eukaryota; Viridiplantae; Streptophyta; Magnoliopsida; Solanales; Solanaceae
Product: protein RALF-like 22
Exons: 1
Coding region: 1-333 (110 amino acids)
Source: RefSeq, a predicted model, not a curated record
AUGAUGAUCGAUCCAUCAUCAUCAUCAUCAUCAUCAUCGUUAUCAUCAAUCAUGCACGGUGAGGAUUACCGUGCAAUCUCAACGAGGAAGUGCAAUGGUGGCCUUGUGGGAAAUUGCAUAGAUGAGGAGGAAGAGAUGAUGAUGGAGUCAGAUAUUAGUCGACGUGUAUUAGGAGGAAGAAAUGGUUAUGUUAGCUAUGGGGCAAUGUCGAGGAACAAUGUUCCUUGUAAUGUACGAGGUGCUUCUUAUUAUAAUUGUCAUGCAAACCAACGAGUUAAUCCUUAUCGUCGUGGUUGCACUCAAAUUACACGUUGUGCUAGGACUAAUUCUUGA